GCGCGUGCGGCGAGAGGCUGUGGCUGGGCGAGCGGCGGCCGCGGCUGUCUGUGCUGGGGCGCCAGGUGGGCAGAUCUAGUCGUCAUGGAUUUGCGACAGUUUCUUAUGUGCUUGUCCCUGUGCACAGCCUUUGCCUCGAGCAAGCCCACAGAAAAGAAAGACCGUGUGCAUCAUGAGCCUCAGCUUAGUGAUAAGACUCACAAUGAUGCUGAGAGUUUUGAUUAUGAGCAUGAUGCCUUCUUGGGUGCUGAAGAAGCAAAGACUUUUGAUCAGCUGACACCGGAAGAGAGCAAGGCAAGACUUGGAAUGAUUGUAGAUAAAAUAGACACGGAUAAAGAUGGGUUUGUGACGGAGGGGGAGCUGAAAGCCUGGAUUAAGCAAGCCCAGAAGAAAUACAUAUAUGACAAUGUUGAAAACCAGUGGCAGGAGUUUGAUAUGAAUCAAGACGGCUUAAUCUCCUGGGAUGAGUACAGAAACGUGACUUAUGGCACUUACCUGGAUGAUCCAGAUCCUGAUGAUGGAUUUAAUUAUAAACAGAUGAUGGUUAGGGAUGAACGGAGAUUUAAAAUGGCAGACAAGGACGGAGACCUCAUUGCCACAAAAGAGGAGUUCACGGCUUUCCUGCACCCUGAGGAGUAUGAUUACAUGAAAGAUAUAGUGGUACAGGAAACAAUGGAAGAUAUAGAUAAGAAUUCUGAUGGCUUCAUUGAUCUUGAGGAGUAUAUUGGUGACAUGUACAGCCAUGAUGGAAACGUUGAUGAGCCAGAAUGGGUAAAGACAGAGCGAGAACAGUUUGUUGAAUUUCGGGAUAAGAAUCGUGAUGGAAAGAUGGACAAGGAAGAAACCAAAGACUGGAUCCUCCCCUCAGACUAUGAUCAUGCUGAGGCAGAAGCCAGACAUCUAGUCUAUGAAUCAGACCAAAAUAAGGAUGGCAAGCUCACCAAGGAGGAGAUUGUUGACAAGUAUGAUUUAUUUGUGGGCAGCCAGGCCACCGAUUUUGGGGAGGCCUUAGUACGACACGAUGAAUUUUGAGCUGUAGUAGAGGAUCCUACACUUCUUCAAAAAUAAUUUAUUUUUACAGCUUCUGGUUUCACAUGAAAUUGUUUGCGCUACUGAGACUGUUAUUACAAACUUUUUUUUAAGACAUGGAAAGGCGUAACGAAAACCAUCCCAGCCCCAUUCCUUCUUUCUGAGGGACUGUCGGGGAAACUCGAGCUUCUGAGAACAACUCUAAUUAGUAUACUUGUGUUUGUAGGUUUGUUCUUUGUAUCAUAUAUUACAUGGCGUGUUUAUUUUUGUAUUUGUUCUCUGAUUGGGAGCAUGACAUGAAGGAUCAAAAUCCUUGAUUUAACACUUUUAAGCAACACUAGACCUUCACUCUUUUUCACCCCUUCCCGUAGUACGUUUGCAAUUCUGACAACUAAUUUUGUAAGCCUGAGAUCAAUAAAAACUAUUCAGGAGAAAGAAAAGGGAAAUACCCAAUACUUUAUAUUUAGAGAGAUGAGCUUAAUCUUGCCUCUUGAAAAGUAUUUUUCAAGAGUAUUCAGGGUCAUGUAUUUCAUUCAGUAGCUCCAUAUCCAGUAACUAGUCCUGGAGUUACCUGGGCAAUGACAAAGCUCUAGUAGGAAGCCUGGCUCAACUUGUCAUUCAUUCUUUUGUUGUCAUUUUUCAUUCCCUUAUAGAACUGACUAGCUAUUUACUAAUUUUGCCAGGCACAGCUGCAGUGGGAAAAGUUAGGAUCAGUGACUUGAAAACCAAUCAAGUUGUGAGUGUAAUCUCUUUACAGAGUUAUACAUAGAAACAGCUGGAAAACU
Suncus etruscus (white-toothed pygmy shrew) is the source of this 1814-nucleotide messenger RNA. RefSeq names its product calumenin-like. Bases 85 to 1032 code for a protein of 315 amino acids. Gene Ontology annotation, cellular component: endoplasmic reticulum. Lineage: Eukaryota; Metazoa; Chordata; Mammalia; Eulipotyphla; Soricidae. The record is from RefSeq and is a predicted model, not a curated record. The transcript has a single exon. Gene Ontology annotation, molecular function: calcium ion binding.